This is a messenger RNA of Gopherus evgoodei (Goodes thornscrub tortoise), 2959 nucleotides long. RefSeq names its product transmembrane protein 267 (gene TMEM267). The record is from RefSeq and is a predicted model, not a curated record. The coding region runs from base 258 to 983 and encodes 241 amino acids. NCBI's taxonomy places the organism in Eukaryota, Metazoa, Chordata, Testudines, Testudinidae. The transcript has 4 exons.
GCCGCUAUCCCGGAGUGCUUUGUGCUUUUCAGCGGGCGGCCCGCCCGUUGUGUCGUUGUAGUGAUACGCGGGCCCCGCCUGUGACCGCCAGCGGCAGCGCCCCCACCCGGGAGGGGAGCCGGGCCGCCAGCAGGAACGUGCGCGCCGGAGCCGCUGGCUUGGGAGAGACGCAGGAGCAGCUGGGAGGAGAAAGAAUGACUGAAGAUUAAAAGGACAAUGGACUGCGUGUAUCCUGAUGGUAUCUUGUGUACAGUGACAUGUUACUUGCUAUGGCAUCUGAGACUGAAAAGGCUCAUGCUCUUCUCCAAACUUUCAGCAUAGCUUCAGUUAUUUCCAGUUUAGGAUUGGGAAUAUUCUGCUUCAUAGCAGACAGACUUCUGCAGUUCUCUUUCAUUCAGCAACACGACUGGCUCCGAGCUCUCUCUGAUAAUGCAGUGCAUGGUGUGGUGGGAAUAUGGUCCUGGGUGAUAGUGAUUGGGCUCAGGAAGAAGAGUGACUUUAGUGAAGUCAUUUUAGCUGGUUUCCUCUCUUCUGUCAUUGAUGUCGACCAUUUUUUUCUAGCUCACUCCCUUUCAUUACAGCAUUUGAAAAUAUUCUUUGUCCAUAAACAAGGAAUACCGAGCCAAAAAGACAGCCAAAAUGAGCUGGCUGCUCUGACUCUUCCACAAAGACCACUUCUUCAUUGUUCUACUGUGAUUCCUGUUGUGGCUGUGACAUUAAAGUUUAUUAUGCACCUUUUCAGGCUUAAGGACUCAUGGUGCUUUCUUCCCUGGAUGUUGUGCAUAUCCUGGACUUCUCACCAUGUCCGUGAUGGAAUUCGUCAUGGCCUCUGGAUCUGUCCAUUUGGAAAAACUGCUCCCUUGCCAUACUGGUUUUAUGUGGCAAUCACAGCAUCUUUACCUCAUCUAUGUUCAUUUGUUAUGUAUUUAACAGGGACCGGAGAACUAAUGUCUAUAAAACAUGGAAUUCGCAUUGAUGUCUAAGGAUGAUAGUCCUUGGAAGUCACUUGUUUUGAAGAUUACAGUGAAGUUGAUCCCUGUGCAUUCCUCAUGAUUUCUAAAUUAGGUAAUUUGAAGCCACCGAGCCAUUUAUAAUUCCGGAAUCAAUUAUUUGUGGCUACAAAAAUCUGUUGUCUGAAUGGUGUUGAUAUAAUUUCCAGGCAUCCUCUUCAUGACAUCUGUAGUCUUCAAUGUCAGUUCUGUAAUAGCUAAUUAAUAUAUAAAUUUCAGUCAUUCCUAAAUAUUUAAAUUUCCUCCUCCUACUAUUAUCUGUGCUAUAGUAGUGCCAUUCCUCUGGUCACCCUCCACUUUGGGAAAUACGUUCUCCCUUUGAGCACCCACUUUUUUUCUAUAGUUAACAUUUGCACAGCACUUUGAAGAUGCAAAGCACUAAAGUACUAAGUAUUAGAAUUCAGUGCUGUAUACCCCUUCUGAGAAAUAUCUAACAGCUGUUUUUUUGUAACUUGUUAGUUUACCCCAUUUGAGUCUAACUUCUUGUACUCAACUGGCUGGAAAAAUAAUGCUGUUUGUUUUUUCAGGAUGUGCUACUGAUUGUCUUGGGAACCCUUAAGUUUGAACAGUAGCAGAGGGGUAGCCAUGUUAGUCUGGAUCUCUAAAAGCAGUGCCACAGGAUUCUUUGCUAAGUUUGAACAGUGACUGCUAUUUAGUAAAAUGUAUUCCAAGCACUUCUCUUGCAUAGUUGCCUGAUACUCAAUUUCCAAAAAACUCUUAUCUGGGAUUUUUGGUUAGAAAAGAGAAAACAAUUAGUUUAGGAGUAUUGUGUCUGUGAAAUUACAGAAGGUUUGCAUUAUUUAAUACUAAUAAAUAUUAAUAAUUUUAUCUAAUAUUUAAACAAUUGUGUUAAAGGCUUAUUUGCUGCAGGAAAGUAUAAGCUUUAAAGAAUUUUCAGUUUAAAUCCUAAGAAAAUUGAAAUGACUCCAGAAAUAUAGCUAUUAUAUUAAGAGUUUACUACUGUAUCUAUUAUCUGUUACUGUGAAGCUUUUUUAGCUGCAGCAGCUUCUACUAAAUAUAAUAUUGUUCCUCUACUUAAAAACAAAAGUACCUCAUUAUACUGAAAUGUUAUUAUUUUAUGCUGGUAAAAUGCAACUUUGUGUAUGGCAAAUUCAUGAAAACGGCAGGAAUGUGCACCAUGAGCUUAUUCAAAGUAACCUUUUUCAUUCUGUAGAAAUCUCUCAGAAAAUCCCCAAAAUAGAACUGUGUGUUAGGUUUUAGUGGGUAGCAUUAUAAGUUGUGAAAUAUUUGCAUCAACCUCUUCUUUAAAAACUCUUAAAACAACAAAUUCCAAUUUAUUUAUAGGCGUAAGGAGCCAGAUUCUUGGCUGGUGUAAGUUAGUGACUUCAGUGGAGCUGUGCUAACUUACACCAUCUGAAGAUCUAGCCUGAGAUGUUGUUUUUAUGGAAGAGGAACUGUAGAGUUGGAUUUGUUUAAAAUAAUAGGAACAAACAGUAAAGAACAACUUCUGUAUUUUCUGCAUUUUAGAGCUCUCUAAAUUUACCUCUGCUAUUGCUGACUCAUGGGGGGCUGCAUAGACCUCCUGUGCUAUGCAGCUGUGCAUACUGCACCCCAUUCUGAAGAGUUACUUCCCACCAAUCUUCUCUCAGAAGCAGAAGACUAAGCACCACUUGAGUAUAAUAUGAUAAUUAGGCUUGUGAGAAGAAGGUUGAUGCAGUUAUUCUGCUUAGCGUGAAACCUAUAAGUCUUAAAGUGAGUAUCCUCCUUGGAAAGAAAAUUUGAGGGAGCAGUAUGGCAUGAAAAGAGGAAGCUUCUUUAGGAGUGCUUUGCACAGCAUGUGAAUCUUUCCCUUUUACAUGCAACAAAUGCUGCAAUGGGCGGAGGGUAUCAAAGGCAGGGGGAGGCUGAGCUUCCGCAAACAGCCUUGUGUGGCCCUGUCAUAAACAGAUAGUUAAGGGUUAAUGUCUCUUUUACCUGUAAAGGGUUAA